Molecule: messenger RNA, 9650 nt
Organism: Myiozetetes cayanensis
Lineage: Eukaryota; Metazoa; Chordata; Aves; Passeriformes; Tyrannidae
Gene: TNFRSF6B
Product: TNF receptor superfamily member 6b
Exons: 6
Coding region: 745-1638 (297 amino acids)
Molecular function (GO): protein binding
Source: RefSeq, a predicted model, not a curated record
UGAGCAUUAGUGAGAAACCUGAUUUUGCAGGAAUAGUUUCAGAAAGUGGUGUUACUGAACGCCCUGAAGUGUGAAAUGAUGCCCUGAGUGAAGUCAGAGUCAUAGGAAUAUGAUGCAGAAUUCCUUUUCUAUGCUACCUCCAGAGGUCACAGAGUCAGCAGUGAGCAAUGUUGUUGCUUUCUGAUGAUCAGGCAGUGACCAAUAAACUUGCUCUGGGAGGUUUGUUGGGCCAGUAGAACAAGAGACAGAAAAAGAUUGAUUGAAGGUUGUUCUGCCAGACUCUGAUCUCCUCGAAAGUCGGAGGCUGCCUGGAAGCCCUUUCUGUCUCACUAAUGUGGUGUUUCUCUCUCCAGAAACGUCCACCUGACACUUUUUUGUCCCUGAUAAAUUCGCAACAGAAAUAGUUGCUGGUGCAGGCACUGCAGUGUGGAGAGGAGCUGCGUACUCAGAGUAUUGUGUCCAUCCCAGCAGGUGCAUGGCACGGACACAGGGACUGCCAUCAGGAAGUACCACCUGCCUUUGCUUCACGUACCUUGUGGGUUCCACGUGAAACCCAGGGUAGGAAAACUGCGGCCGUGUCUCUGCCUCUGGAGAGGGAAACGCCUGCCUUUCCCCCGCUGCAGCUCUCCAGCCAGGUUUGAUCUUUAAGUGUUAAGAAUGAAGUCCAGGAGAGUCUCCAUUCUCAGCCCCACUGACUGACAGCUGGAGGUUUGAGAUCCCCGCGCUCAGAAGCCCCACGGUGUGAUGCCAUCCUGCCACAUGCCGAGUUCGAGGCAUCCGUCCAAGUGGAUGUUCCCCCCACUCCUCCUAUUCCUGGCUGAGCUCGGCUGCAGCGCCCAGCCCACGUACCCAUGGAAGGACGCUGUGACGGGCGAGAGGCUCACAUGCCAGCAGUGCCCGCCGGGGACCUUCGUGUCGCGGCACUGCAGCAGGGACAGCCCGACCCUGUGCGAGCCCUGCCCGGAGCUGCACUACACGCAGUACUGGAAUUACCUGGAGAAGUGCCGGUACUGCAACGUGAUCUGCGGGGAGAAGCAGGUGGAGGUGCAGCAGUGCGAUGCCACGCACAACCGCGUCUGCCAGUGCCAGGAGGGGUACUACUCGGACAUGGAGCUGUGCAUCAGGCACUCCGAGUGCCCGCCGGGCUCCGGCGUGGAGAAACCAGGUACCCCCUCUGAGGACACCAAGUGCCACGAGUGCCCCCCGGGCUCCUUCUCCUCCAACUCCAGCACUGCCCCGUGCCAGCCACACCAGGACUGUGAGCAGCAGGGGAAGGUGACCAACGUUCAGGGCAACAGGUUCCACGACACCCUCUGCACCUCCUGCAGACUGGGGAGAGGCAACACCACGCAGGGAGCAGCUGUAGAGGACGACGACUGCGAGCAAGCCAUGAUUGACUUCGUGGUGUAUCAGAACAUCCCCGUCAAGAAGCUGAAGCGCCUGCAGCAGAUCCUGGAGCGCUCACCAAGGAAGCACCAAACAUGGACCAGGGCAGCCAUCCAGGAGAAAUUCUGGACUUUCCUCAUUCACAAGAAAGAGGAGCACUACGAGGUGACCAAGGAGCUGCUGGACGCGCUGCGCGUUGUCAAGCUCCACUCCAUCGAGGAGAAGGUCCGCAAGCGCUUCCUGCUGCCCUGAGAGCACGAACUGGACUUUUCGGGUGCUUUUCAGUUUGUUUGUUUUUUUUUUUUCCCUUCUGUGGCUUUGUUAUUCAUCUUUCCAAAUGUAACUUGGAAAGCAGCAUGAGAGACGAGUGAUGGCUUGGAGUGACACCGUGCCGUGGCAGCGGUGGGAUGGGAUGUGUGAGCAGCAGUGUCCCUACACCAGCACAGCUCCUGAGAGCUCUCCAGGUGUUGGCCACUGAUUUUCCAGCCCAGAGUUUUAUCAGUAGAAAAACCUGCACCCAGGGUCAUUAUUUCUGCGAAGAACCCUGUCCUCUUUAUAGAAAACUGUCUGGCUUUGUUUUAAACUGUGUAAGUUUGGGCUUGUUGGAGGGUUUAGUUAUGCAACAGCAUUUUCCACAGAGGAUUCACUUACAUUUGUUUGUCACGCUUUUGUUUGAGAAGGGAGUUUGCUGCUGAGGCACAGGGUGAGGGAAGAUGUCCCAAAGUCACUGGUAGACCCAGCUUGAAAUGUAUUUCUGAACUACCUAUUUUUACACCGUGUGUGAAAGUUGUUUUCUAAAGAAAGAAACCAAAGGAGUUAUUUUAUUGUACAAUUCUCUGUCACCAGAGUCCUUUCCCAGUCUCUUUUGGAGGUGAUGUUGGGAGUCCCAGACUGUCAUAUCUGACCCUGCUUACCCUUGCCUGUUUUUUGCACAUUCUUCUCCCCAUGCUGGCAUCCCUGCUCAUGGCAGGGGGUUGGAAUGAGAGGAACUUUAAGGUCCCUUCCAGCCCAAACCAUUCUGUGAUUUGGUGAUCACACAACACCAACCAUCCCAGAGCCCACCAACUCCAGCCCCUGUGAGCCCCAGUAAGGCUGUGUGCCAGUGGGAUGCAGCCUGUCUGCACUGGGACUUGUGGCCAGGGUGAAGCUCAGGUCUCUUGGCUCAACACAACCACAUCCCCUCUGAGCCCCAGGUUUGUUCCCAGACCCAACCAGACACUGCAGCAAGUGAAGAGUUGCUCAGUCAGCCAAGAACCAGGCUUGGGUCACUUGUGCUGACUGCAGGAGGGUUUUUUAAGCAGGUGUUCCUUAGGAAAGUCAACAAGAGUGACCCCCUCCAGGCAUUUUCCAGCCUGUAACAAUGAUGAUGCAGUUACAUUUGUCUUGAAUGAGUUGGACUUUUUAUAGCCCUUUUUAACUAAGCAGUUGCCAGGAAUACUUUGUGGUUCAAAAGAGGAAUAUUUUCCCCCAGCUUGGACCUAUUUAAAGCUCUCUGAAGUGUGUGCUAUGUGGAAGUGCCCCUGCACUUCCCCCACGUGAGGAAACUGGGGGGAAGCUGAAUAACUGAGUACAGGAGGGGAUUUUAACCUCUCCUUGCUGCCCACAGACACAUCCCAGGCUCUUCCUGCUGCAGUGACAAGUUUAUCCGUGGCAAUCUGGAUGAACAGGGAUGAUCCCAGGGGGCAGUUCCUGCCUAUUUGAUGCUCCAUAGCUCCAUAGUCUCUGGAGGUCUGCUCCCACCUGCCUGGCACCAUGGGCUUGAACUGGGGAUCUCAGUCUUGCAACUGUCUCAUCCCGAUUUUGGGCUCUGGGAAGCAGCUCAGUGAUCCUGAUGUUGCCCUGGGCCAGUUCACCAGGGACAAAGAGAAGCAAAUAGCUCAAAAGCAGCAGAGGGGAUCCUUCACUUGCACCUCUGUGUUGAGCCAGGACUGAUCCUGGCAAUCCCCUCAGUCCUGGCAAUCAGCUUGAAGCUUCCUCAAGCCUUGCCUUGAAAUCCUACCAGGGAGCUUCACAGGGCUUCCCAGUGCUCAGUUAUCACCACAUCUGAUCUCUGCCCUUCCCAGUUGCUUUAUCCCAGUGGGAUGAAGCUCAGUCCCCAGGUGUCACUUACUCCAAGUCCCUUGGCAGGAGAGAAGUGCUGCUGGCACAGGCCGGGAGCAGCUGGGGCAGGAGAUGAAGGGGAUUUCCUUUGGAGCACUGUGAGAGUUGAAGCACAGCUGCAGCAGCUUGCUCUGAGGCAGAGUGCAAGGCAUGAUGCCCAGAGCUGAUGGAUUGAAGGUAGGAGGAGCCAGAGCCUCCAGCAUUGGCUGUGGCUCCUUGAGGGAUUCCCAUCCCGCUGCACUGCAGUUAGUGCUGACUCAGCACGAAGGAUUCGGUGUCCUCAGUCUGAAAUGGAACAAGAACGGAGGGUUGUUGGUGCAGAAACCACCUCCUGUUCUUCAUCCACACCACCAUAGCUUCUUCAAAUAUGUGGAAGUUGAGGGGGAGGGAAAAUGGGAAUAUUAUUGGCAAGCAGCUGAUAAUCGUUGUCUUAGAUCUUGGUUUAGUUGGGUGACUUGAAGAGAAAGACGGGCCUUUUCUGUGUAUUUUUCUGUGAUAGAAGACCUCAGUGCUGAGGUGGAAGUCCCUGUGGGGCCUGGUGGCUGAGCUCAGGGUCCUGGGACACUUCAUGUGGUCCUUGGAGCUUGCUGCCCUUCCCACCAGCAAGGCAAAAACCUGGGGUGUGGGCUGGAGGCUUCCAGCAGCUACACAGAGAGCCAGCUCUGGUUCCUGGGCUCCUGGAUGAGCUGUGGUUGUUCUGGCAGUGUUUCAUGUCCGGGGUCUCCAUGGGGGUCUGGGUCCAACCAGGCACUGGCAGAGGUGGAAGCAGAGUGGCCAUAGAGAAGAGCCCAGGAAAUGUUUUUUUUUUUUUGCUGAACGUUGGUGCAGAGGAGGGAAGUUUUGGUGUUUGGGGUUUUUUUUAUUAUUUUGGGGGGUUUUACAAACCAUCAUGAGUGCUCUGUCCCAUCUGGACACCACAGUCUGCACAGGCCCUUUGUCCCUUCAGAUAGAGCAGAUGCAGCAGAUGUUUUGACAGGCUUGCUCUCACCCAGAGGUUUGCCAAAGUUCACAGCCCACAGCUGUGACUCCGAGGGGUUAAACACCCCAUGGAGGUGUGGAAGGGAGAGGAGAGCCUUGGCUACUCCCCAUCUUCCUGAGCAGUGAUGCCUUGCUGAGCCUCGUGGCCCUCCCAGCACGAAGUGUGGGCCCACCAUGUGUGACCUCUCCUUGGAGGGGGACGACGGAUGUCUGGCACCCGUGUGCUGUGCCAGGUUGCAGUGGGGACCACAGACCUCAGCUUGCCAGGGCAGGAGAGGGUGAUUAAUUAACUGGGGAUGGCCCAGAUCGUGUCAAAGAGCACUCCCAGGUUCCCCCUGCUGCCCCCAGCCAAGGGGCUGGGAAGGAGGUGAUGCCCUGGGCCACCAGCAGCUCCCUGGCUCGGUGCCACCAGCGUGACUCGCUCUGCCAGGGUGUCUCCUGAUGCUGAGGGGGUUUGGAGUCUCUAUCAGGUCUCCCCCUGACCUAAGUCCCCUCCCUGCUGAGUCAGCUGGAAUUUGUGAGCUGGGAAGUUUCUCACAGGGUGACUGGGAAGGUUCUGGUAAAUAUUGACCAUUACGACAGUGGCCAAACAGCCCAGCACGUGAGUCCUGCUCAGCCUCCAGGAAAUGGGCUUUGCUGGAAAAGCUGGGAUGAGCUUUUCUGUGAGCACUGCAUGGUGCCAGCCCCAGCUCCUCCCACCUCUGCUCCCACCAGCUGACACCCAGACCACGGCAAGCACUCCCAAACCACCCUCGGGCUGAUCAUGAGGUAUUUCACCUUUUCAGCUAAUUGAAGUCCAGAGGAUGAAAACAAAACCCCUUUUGGUUUCCACUGAAGUUUCCAAAGCCUGGAGAGAGAAGAGGAAGAAUCAGCAGCGUGAGCUUUUUUCCUGAUGGUUUUAAAUGACUCUUCCCUCAUAAACUCUGGCUGAGGACAGCACAUGGUAACAUCCAAAAGUGGAUGCAGUGCUCUCGCAGGAUGACUCAGAUAUUUAGUACACAGAAGAUAAUUUUCCAAAUGCUUACAAGCACUACAUAGAAAGCCCAAGCCCACGCUGCCCUCCACAUCAGGCUGUUAAAUUAUUAAAAUGGGAUAGACCCCAUGGUUUAAAGUGCUGAGGUGGGUUAGGUCGGUGCCGUGGGCUCCUUGGCCACCUCUCACCACAGCCAGGUGUGGCAGUGACUCAGCUGGUGGUGAUGCCUCAAAGCAGUGCUGGCGGCAGGAGCUGACGUGCUCCCGGCCUGCUCGUCACAGGAGCUGUCAGGACACGUCCCUCUCUUUGGGAGGAGAGUGCUGGUCCAGCUCCAAGGGCUUGGAGAAGGUUUAGGUGAGUGACUAAUGUGAGUGGAAGGAGUCAGUAGGAGUUUUUUUCUGGUGAGGUCACAUGUCGGUGGCUCACGCCUUGACCUCGCAAGCGCAGAGAGUCGCGAUUGCCGGAGGAGAGCAAGGGGGGGAUUCUCUGAGGUGUGCAGGGGGAUGCAGAGGGGAUGGAACCAAUGCAAGCACAUAAUCCACCUUGUGAAAGCAGCCUGCAGCCCUCUCGGCCCUGGGGUUGCCACCUCGUCACAAGUUGGGUAAAUUCACUCUCCUGCCUGCAGAUUUCCCCAUGUUUUCGUCCUUGUCCCCACCCUACCGUGUCACUCAGCGGUGACAGUGGGCUGAGCCCCCCCAACACUGUGGGAAAGGACUCAGGGAGUGCUGGCACACACCAAACUUGAAAUUCUCCCGUCACUAUUCCAGAGGCGCUGAUUUUAUCUUGUUUUGAAGCACAUUUUUAAUCUUUCUGCUCUGAUGAGCAGUGACAGACAGGGAAUGGCUGGAGCUGUGUCAGGGGGUUUAGUUUGGAUAUUAGGAAAUGGUUUUUCACCCAAAGGAUGGUUGGGCACAGAACAGGCUCCCCAGGGUCACAGCCCCAAGGCUGCCAGAGUUCAACAGGCAUUUGGACAAUGCUCUCAGGCACAUGCUGGGAUUGUUGGGGUGUCCUGUGCAGGGCCAGGAGUCAGUCGUGAUGAUCUUUGUGGAUCCUUCCAGCUCAGGAUAUUCCAUGAUUCUAUUUGGUCAGACACUUUUUGGCCCCCCCUGACCUGGCUCCCAAGGUACUCAGACUGUAAUGCUCAGGUUCUGGGCACUGUCUGCCCUUUAACUUGAAUAAAAUCAGAAAACCUUCUGAUGCCCUUGAACUUACAGGAGUUUUCUGGGUGACACAGUCAUGGCCACAGCUAAAAUAUCUGUACAACACCCUCGCUGCUUAGAACCACAAGCCCUUGGUGUGUUAUUGUUUGGGUCAAUGGGAGACUUCCCUGAGCAACAGUUUGCUUGCCCUUGAAAACAAAGGCUUUUUCCAGUUACACAAUGCCUAGGGAGAGAGGGCAGAAAACCUGCUGUGUCUAAGUGACUAAGCAGUAUUGGGGAUUCCAGACCUCACAGUGCCAUGGGGAUGUGGGGAGAACUGAGGUCCCCAUUGUGGUGGCUUUUGUCACUGCUCCCCCAGGAAGAGCACUGGACACCCAGUGCAUCAGGAUCCUGGUGUGCUCUGAGGCUCUCCCACGUGCUCUGAACACAGAGGAGCUCCAGCAGUGUGGUGCCUUAGCUGUAAGAUGGGAGUGGAGCCAGGAGGCUUGAUCAUUUUCCUAUGGAAACACAGGGAAUGAUGACUUCCCAGCUAUUGCUGUGAAGACAUGAGCUCAGAGACGAUGUGUGUUGGGUGGUCAGUGCUGCAUGUGGGCUUCAGGGGGCUUUUGACUGGGAAGCAUAAGGGACCAGAUAAAGGUCUGGAGAGUCCAGAUUGGCUUCAGGGACUUGCUCCAACAUGCUUGUUCAGCCUCGGUCAGAUCACACAGAUUCCCUGCUGCUGGUUUUCAUUUCUGCCUCUACUUCCUCCUGUGAUUCUGGAGCUUGGGAGGUGAUUUAUUGGACUUGGUCUUCCCAUAAGUUAAGACUAGAGUUCUUUAGCUGGGAAACUCGCUGGGUAAUAACAGGAGUGUACAUUCCCCAUUCCAUGACUCUGAAUCUGAAAGGACAAAGUAGCUCUGACAAGAUCAACCCCAAGUUCUUCUUUCGCGCAGUUUCACGUGUUGUGCGUGCUGUCACGUCACAACCUUGCCUGUGAUUCAGCACCUCUUGUUUACAGAGAUCCCCUUUGAUACACCAGAUGCACUCACGAGAUAGUUACUGGCCUUUCACAGCCUGUGGUGUUGAGCUAUCCCAUGAUUCUGCCUCUUCUCGUGGCAUGGAGAUGAGCUGUCAAAAUUUCCACCACUCUGAGGAUGUGGGUGCAGACCUGGGAGAGCUUAAUCUUUCAGUUGGUUUUGGUUCAGCUGUUGCCCUUCUCCAGGAAACCACAGCUGCCUUCACCCCACUGCUUGUCCUGUCACAGUGUGGUGGUGGAUAUUGGGGUUAUCACACGUAACCGCAAACAUUUAAUGUAAAAAUAAGCCUUGUUUGUGUCAGAGGGGUAAAAUCUUUCAGCAGGGCAGGACACCCCUCCAUAUCCCCCAGGUCCUCUUGUUCCCCUGGCAGAAGAGCCCUUCUGAAGGGCUUUGGUGACAAAACCCAGCAAAAGCUCAGCAUGGAGCAGGACUUGGUGAUGUUUGUGGAUUCCUUCCAGCUCAGGGUGUUUUCUGAUUCUUUGAAUUGCCGCUGCAUUCCUUUGCCUGUUACUGUUACUGGAGGUGCUGUUCGUAAUAAACCAGCUUCAGGGAACAACAAAUUCCUUAUUCCUCCCUAUGAUUGCCUUAUAGAACCCCUUUAUUCUUUGGGGGAGCGUGACUCGAAAAAGAAAAUUCUGAAGGAAAUCUCUAAUGAGACAGUGUCAGCUUCUUUGUCUUCUGAGAAUUGGCAGAGGAGUUCCUGGCUUUGAACUGAACCGGAACACAACAGAAGCAACUCCAGAGGUUUCUGUUUCAGGAAAACACUUAAAAAUACAUUUAAUUUCACAGUGAAUUUAGUUUACCCUCAGAGCAGUUCUUUUGGUAGGUACUGAAUACAGAUGGCUUAAGGCUGCACUGGGUCGGAGGUUUGGCUGGAUUAGUUCCUCCAAAUGUUUAGCACGAAAUGCAUUCAGCUGAAGGACGUGCCCUUCAAAGGAUGGAGAAUCACAGAAUCCCUGCUUGGAAGGCACCUCCAGGAUCGUCUGGUCCAACCUUUCCUGGCAAAAGCACAGCCUAGACAAGAGGGCCCAAACACAAAAAGCAGUUACUACUGAUGAGCUAAUAGUGUUAAAGAGUGCAACCAAGAAGGAAUGAGGAGAUUCCUGCCUCCAGAAAGUGAUGGCAUGUGUUUAAAAAUAAAUGUCAGGUAGAAUUCUAGCACAGUGUAAUUAAGUGCCAACAUUCCUCCUCUCCUUGUUUCCACUUAACGACCUUAUGGGAAAACUUGAGCUCAUUUUUUCCCUGGUAAUGUUGCACAUUGUGCUGUCCAUGUUUUCCGUGCCAGAUCUCUGUAGUUUUCCAUGAAGUCUGAUUCUUUUUAGUACCAAUUUGUUGCUUUACCAGGAAUUUUAAGCAUCACUUCCUUCUAAGGUAACUGGUGUCGGGAGUGAAGGCUUGUGAUGGGAUGUAAGUUGUGCAGAUGAAGUUGUGUGAGAGCAGACACUACUGACAGCUGGGACUGGAGCCUCAUGAAGGUGGUUUGGGAAUAAAAAAGGGCAAAGUGCGUUCAAAGAAAUUAAUGGAAAGCCCCCAGGAGUUGUCAUGAAAGCUGGUUUUACCAGAGGAGCAGAGAAACGACCCUAAGGGAUUUCAGAAGCACAAGGAACAAAACCCAAGGGCAAUGCUGCAGAAAAUGCCCAAGGUCCAGGAAAAAAAUAACUGCGUUAUCCACCAGGAAUGUUUUACUUGGGAUUUCCAAUGGGUGUAAUAUUCCAUUGUGAAAAAGCACCUGCCCUGGUUUCUCUGACAUCAUUGGUCCUGAUAAGAGCUCAGCAGAGGGCAGUGGCUCUUCCCCCCUCCCCAUUGCCUCUUAUCUCCCUGGAGGGAGAUUUCAGACACAUUUGAAUAGAAAACUGUGCCAGAAGGGAAUUUUGAGAGGGCACCUGACCUAGAAACUGGGUCAACAUGGCAGGGUCAAUUCAGCCUGUCUUUCUCCAUUGUCCAAAUUACUUUUGGGAAACCUACAAAUACUGAGGAGUUUGAAAACAAUCCCAAGGCUGAAGGAAACUCAGCUUGUGGCGCUGCUUUGGGUAAAAG